AUGCACGUCGGCGCCACGUUAACCCUCUCCGGCCGCCGCGCGUUCCACACCGUGGCGGCCCAUCGGCGAGAUCGCUUCGCGGGAGGUGCCCACUCCGUCUCCUUCCACCUCGACGGCUACUACUCCUCCACCUCCGAGGAGCUUUGCAUGCUCGGCUCCGGCACCUACUCUAUGGGCGACGGCUGGCCCAAACACCUUCCGGACGUCGUCCUCCGCCUCCGCUUUCCCAGCCCGCCCAGCCUCAAGGACCCCUUCGUCACCGGCGAGCUCAAGGGCGCCGGCUUUGAUGCCAUCACCCUCAUCUCUUACGCCGAAGGCGACAGCUACGAGUACGGCCAGCGUGCAUCCUGCCCGCCGUUGCAGCCGCCUCCAGCCGUGAGAGGUGCGCUCCAGGUGCUAGGUGCCAGCUUCUCGUGCGCUCAUCUCAGAGAGCAGCUCGUGAGCUCGUACAAGCUGCAGCACGUCGGUAGCGUGCCCGCGUCGAGCACCUCUCCUGCGUUUCUGCGGCUGCCGGAGCCGCGCAUGCACGUUGGCCAGGCAUUUGUGGUCAAGGAGGCAGCGGUCGUCGCCGAAGGGCGCUGGGACUCGACACAGAGCACGCUCUGCCUCAGGGCGUGCCGGGUGGUGCGCUCGGGGCCGACGUCCCUUGCGGUGCAGGAGCAGCAGGACUGCGGCAUCGGGAUGAGCUUCUGGUUCCCGGCCGUCUGGACGAUUCGGGAGCGGAGUAUUGUAGCCGGAAUGCUUUGGAACUCGAGCCAAGGGACUGCUGCAACUGCAAGCAACGCCGCCGCCGCCGCUGCCGGUGCGGUAUCGGCGUCGAGCAUCGACUUCGACAUCAACAGAGACACCUUUUCAGACGUCAAGUACACGUACACUAGGGUGGACGAGGCAAAGCAGCGUUAUUUCGCUGAUGUGCUGAGAAGCCAUGAGAACAAGGCUAAUAAGGGGACUUUCCCGUCUGCCAGCUAUUCUUACCAUGACUUCCAGUUUCGUUUCCACAUGGAGAACAGAGGGUCGGAGCUUGGAGAAGCCUACCCCGUUACGAUUGGCUCGGCUAUAGUCGACGGGGAUAGGCUACCAGCCGGCGGUUCUUUCAGCUCCUGGCAUGCCAAGGUCGACAUAGAGCAUGAGCUGCUGAAGGUCAGCUACGACAUAUACACACGCCAUCUUCCUCCACGUGUGAAUUGGAUGAACAUGUCGUCCCCGGUUUCUAUAGAAGAACGCCUGAUCACAGCGGAGGGUGUUUAUGAUCCUAAGAAGGGAGUCCUGUGCAUGAUCGGCUGCCGAGAGCUGGAAGGCUCCACUGACUGCCAGAUCUUGAUCACCGUUCACUUCGCCUCGCUCGAUGCAAAGGCGCAGGGCCACGGAAGGGGAGUGAUCAGCAGCCUGAGAGCCAAGACAGACCCUCUCUUCUUCAGCAAGAUGGACAUUGCUCUGUUCGGGAUGUACGCCGAGCAGGUGUCCGCGUCGAUCUCGCGGAUGGACCUGGAGAGCGUCAUGCUGGUGGUCUCCACGACGCUGUCGUGCAUCUUCACGGCCCUGCAGAUCCUCCACGCCAAGAGGAGCCUCGAGGCGUCCGCAUCCACGUCCAUCACCAUGCUCGUCGUCCUGGCCAUGGGCUACGUUGCGCCACUCGUGAUCAGUUCCGAGGCUCUGUUCGUGAGCAGGGGAACCGAGUACGCGCCGUUCCAGAGGAAAGUGCCGUACGAGCUGAAGCAGGCGAUGCUGAGGGUGCCCACGCUGAUCGCGUUCGUACUGCAGCUACGCCUCCUUCAACUAGCCUGGUCUGCCCGGAGAUCGGCUGCCGGCCGGAGCAAGGACGGGACGUCGGCGGCGGCGGCAGCCGAGAGGAGAGCGCUCUGGGUAUGCCUGCCGCUGUACCUGCUCGGCGGGGCACUGACCAUCGUUCUUCACAUGGCGAACACCCGCCGUGCCGCGCGGGAGGAUUCCCUCGCCGUUCGCGUCGGCCCAGAGCCAGCCACGCUAUGGGAGGACCUCGCCUCGUCCGCGGGGCUGGCGCUGGACGGGUUCCUUCUCCCUCAGGUGGCCAUGAACGCGUUCUCCGGUGGCAAAGUGAGAGCCGUCUCGCCGUGGUUCUACGUCGGCGGCACAGUGGUUCGCGCGAUGCCUCACGUCUACGAUGUGGUCAGGAGCCAGGGUUACGUGCCGAGCUUGAAGCCGUCGAACGUGUACGCGAGCCCUCUGGACGAUCGGUUUGGCGUCGCAUGGGACAUCGUUGUGCCGUGCGGAGCAGCGUUGCUGACCGUGCUGCUGUUCCUUCAGCAAAGGCUUGGUGGCACUGGCACUGGGACCUUCUUGUUUCGUUCGGGGAGAACAGGGGAAUACCAGAUGGUCUCUACCUUUUAA
Miscanthus lutarioriparius is the source of this 2367-nucleotide messenger RNA. Lineage: Eukaryota; Viridiplantae; Streptophyta; Magnoliopsida; Poales; Poaceae. The record is from the annotation of a GenBank genome assembly.